This is a messenger RNA of Strongylocentrotus purpuratus (purple sea urchin), 3599 nucleotides long. Its product is annotated as CUB and zona pellucida-like domain-containing protein 1. NCBI's taxonomy places the organism in Eukaryota, Metazoa, Echinodermata, Echinoidea, Camarodonta, Strongylocentrotidae. Bases 214 to 2385 code for a protein of 723 amino acids. The transcript has 18 exons. Gene Ontology annotation, biological process: cell-matrix adhesion. The record is from RefSeq and is a predicted model, not a curated record.
UAGAUUUUUAUCUUUUUUAAUCGCGUCGUCUGCAUAUCACCAACGAGAAAACAUAUUUUUGUUCUCAGGCGCCAACGUACACUGACCUGCCAAUGACUGAUUUCGGCCUAUGGUGUUUUAUGCAGGGAAGCAACCUAUUGGAAUCUUUCAACCUAAGACUUUAAAUCUAUGCAUUCGUCUUUUGGAAUCAUUCUGCCUUUUUAAUUUAACAUCAUGAUUGGCGAGAGGAGAAAGAACUCAUUGUGCAAUCGUCUUGUUUUAAUGUUAUGUUUAGCCUGGGUGGCCGAGUCUGGAGCUGACUUAUACCCUUAUGGCACCGGCAAUGCUGAUACUGCACUCAGCAAACAGAAUGACUUUGCACUACGCGUAACAUUGGACAGAGCUUUUCCUUUCGGUGGGAAAUACCACAGCACAUUAUAUAUAGGUGACAAUGGAGUUAUUUCUUUCGAUGAAGAAGUUUCCGCAGAAUCGGAUUCAGCCAGACACAGAAUGAUACCUUAUUACUACGACGUUGACGGCGACGGAAGAAUUGAGGACCCAGAUACAAUCUUUGCAUUUUGGGCUGAUGUGGAUAUUACAGGUGACGGAGGUAACGUAUAUUACCGCGUAACAACCAGCACUACAACACUCAACCAAGCGACUGCAGACGUCCAAACUUAUUUCCGGAGCAAUGUCGACUUUAGAGCUCAAGUCGUCAUUGUGGUCACGUGGGACCAGGUCUCGUUCUUCGAUCAAACAGGUACCUCGGAUCCACGAAAUACAUUUCAGGCGGUCCUUAUUCACGACGGGCAGGAAUCUUUCGUCCUGCUUAACUAUGGAUCUAUCACUUGGGUCGUUGGGACAAGGAUGGAUGGAGAUCCCAAUACUGGUCUCUACACUUAUACACAACUUGGCAUUGCAAUCGUUGGUUUUCUAAUGGGUGACGGUACGAUUGUAAAAAACUUCGCCUACGAACAAGAUACACUGCGGUCAUUGAGUGCAGACAGCAACGUCGACGUUAACGGAGUGUAUGCCUACAAGGUUGACGGUUCUUCGGUUAUCGAUCCGGUCUGCAAAACUGGACCUGGAGCAGUGACUGGCCUUGUUUGUGGUCAAACAACCAUCGGUGAUCAAACUGAAGUCACCGUCACAGAAAUAGAUGCUCCAGCUACAGAAGUUGUCACAGAAAUAGAUGCUCCAGCUACAGAAGUUGUCACAGCUGUUCUACCUUCAGACCCCACUACGGGAACAGAUGAUCCAAUUGCAGACCCUACAGGAGCUGCUCGAACUGAACUCCCCACCACAGGAAUCACCCUGACAUGCAACGACACCCAGAUGAUUGUUGAGAUCCCCAAAAGUCUGCUGACGGGGGGUAUGGAAGGUUCAAAUGUCGGAUUCAAUGAUGACACUAAUGGCCAGCAGUGCGUAGGAGAAGAGGAUGGGCCGAUAAUCACACUCACCACCAACCUUAACGCAUGCGGAACGGUCAUGACGGAAGAUGACGAAACUGAGACGUACACCAAUCACGUCAGCAACCGCUAUGAUGAUGACAGCGGCAUUAGUCGCCAAUAUGCCGUCGAGAUUCCGCUUUCAUGCUCGUACAAUAGAAGUCAGCGCGUCGGAUCAAUGAAGUACCAGCUCACUGACUACACCAUCGACAAGACCCUCGUCGAAGAGGGUGCCUACACCUUCUCCUUCGAUAUCUACACAGAUAAUACCUACAAAAAGGUCGACGAUACUUACCCUAUCAGCAUCGGCCUCAAUAAGGACCUGUUCUUUGCUGCAUCUGUGGACUCUUUAGACGGCACCCUCGACCUUUCGAUCCAAUCCUGCAGAGCCACACCGGAUUCGAAAUACGAUUCUGAUCCCCACUUUGAAUUCAUCGCUGAAGGUUGUUCAAUUGACGAUGACAAUACUAAGAUCACCACCCUGGAAGACCAUCGCAUAGGAGUAGAGAUGAAAACUAUCCGGUUCAUCGACGAUGAGGACGAUUGGAUUUACAUCCACUGUAAUCUCCUGGUAUGCGAUGACGAGGACGAUGAUUCAGUCUGCAACAAUGACUGCGCCCUCGGUUCUUCAGAGAUCAUGGGGCGAAAGAGGCGUGACGUCAGCAGCGAACUCAAGACCAAGCGAUUCACGCGAGGACCUCUGCGCGUCGUCCGCUCUGCACAGAGGCAGGGUAGUGUCUUACGCAAUGACGUCAGCGAGAACGGCGCUUCAACGCAACAAGAGGUUACCAAUGCUUUCAACCCGUGGAUUGUUGCCAUGGCUGCUAUGGCAACCGGUUUCAUGGCAAUGGCCGCCAUGAUGGCUGUGGUCCUACGGAAAUUCAGCAAGAUCUCUGCCGCACCGGCAGGGUACAAGGAAGGCUCUGCCCGUCUCCUAGAUGAGCAAGAAGAAAUCUAAAUGGAAUUGUACAACAGUCCAAGAUAUCGAAAAUAUUAUAAACCUCCAUCGUAUUGCUAUUAGUUUUAUUUAUCAUAAUUAUAUGAAAAUGGCCAAAGAUCAACAAGAUUGUACUUUUUGAACCCGUUCAUUCAGGUUUAAUGCAGGAGUCCCUGGGUAACGUAGUCAAUGGGUUAUUUCUCUGAUGAACCAACUAACGAAAGUGGACCACGAACCCGAGCAAAACCUAUUGACUGGGGUAACGGAUACGAAUACAGAUUGUUUAACUAUAUCAGGUAUUCAGGUCUGAUCUUUUAUUUGAGUGCAUUAUCGUUAUUUGACUCGAGUCUCAAACCAGAGCAUGACUCUUCUUUUCUUUCUUUGUUUUCGUUCUUUCUUUUCCUUCUCUUUAUCGCAAGAAGGAAUAAUCCAGAGCAAAAUCUAAUUUUCUUUUAUUUGAUAUUUGCUUGCGUAAUGCAAAAUAUCGGCACGAUAAAUCUUAUUGAGACAGGAAACAAAAUAGUUUCCAUUCAUUCAAAUGAAGGAAUUAACAAAGUCAAAAUUCAAUUUUGAAUAUAAGCAAUGCAAUGAACGACAACCUUUGUAUACGUGACAUGUGGUUAAUGAUUGUAUAUCAGGUUCGCAUACAUCGAUCACAAUUGUACCUGAGGUUCUUUAGCAACUUAAAACUAAGUGUUAUUCAGUAUGAAAAGAUAUGGCAUAUCUUGUGUAAUUUCAUGGUAACACCUUAUGAAGAAGAAAAACAUCUUCAAAGUGCAAAUGGGUAACAGCCAAAAGUGGUAAUUUGGCCCUCUAGUGCCAUUCUCACACAGCCAACACAAAUGAAAUUCAAAUAAAAGUUGCUGCCUGAUGAAGAACCCAUAUGACCCAACAUUUCAGGCCACAGGACAUUUGAUUAAAUGACUUUGUGUUUCCAGGAGAGAUGCGUACAAUGUAGGUAGGAUAGUUGCACCCUUAUUGUGGCUAUACCGUUAGCAUAUAUGUCGGUUACCUUGUAACUGGUAAGAUACAUGUGUUAUGCGAUGUAUAUUAUAAUUAAAAUUCAUAUAUGACGUAGAAAUAUAUAAUACAACAGACAGCUUGGCUACUCAUAUGACUUUGAAUUUUUUGGGCUUCUAAGGAUGAUGAGAUUCAAUAGUUUUUCAUCUAUUCUUUACAAUCGACAAUAACAGUAGAUUGUUGAAAUAUGAUUAAAAUUUAACUUUUCCCGCUUA